This is a messenger RNA of Mytilus californianus (California mussel), 1377 nucleotides long. RefSeq lists its product as uncharacterized. Lineage: Eukaryota; Metazoa; Mollusca; Bivalvia; Mytilida; Mytilidae. The record is from RefSeq and is a predicted model, not a curated record. The transcript has 4 exons. Bases 1 to 1377 code for a protein of 458 amino acids.
AUGAUACGACUAAAACAACAGAGCUGUACUACUUCUACAAUGUCCUUCCUUCUUAACAUCAGUACUGAUUAUUUAAAGGGUGAUGUGGAAGAACAGAGAUGUUCAUUGGAAAACUCAAUCGAAGCACUCUUUCAAAACCAUGGAGGAAAAAAACAUCUUCAAUAUAAACCACUUAUCUUUGUUGAUGCAAGAAACAAGGAAGACGAAGAACUAGCCACAUUAAAGAAACAGCUAGUUGACGUUGCAUUAGACCAUCCUCGCUGUGGGGAACUGAUGCCAACAAAGUUUGUACCCCUUGAAUUUCAACUAGCAAGACAAGUAGAGGAAAACAAGAAAAUACUAACAAUGGAUCAACUGAAUGACAUUAACAAGCAAAAUGAAAAAAUGGCUUUAACCCCUGCUCAGCUUAAAUCGUUUCUAAAGGUUAACCAUGCUCUGGGAAAACUGAUCUAUUUUGAUGAAGCAGGCCUGAGAGAUAAUGUUAUAAUAGAUCCUGUGUUUUUGGUGGAUGUACUACGUUCCAUUGUCACUGAUGACCAGUUUUGGCCAAAGCACCUCAAAGAAAUGUUAAACGCUCUCAAAGAAAGCGGAAAACUGUUGGAACAGGACCUAUAUGAAAUAUGGAAGCAAGACUGUUUUCGUGAGAUCUGGGCACAUAACGAUUACAUAGUAGACAUGCUAGUUCAUUUGGACAUUCUUUGCAGACAGAAAGACGAUGAAGAUGGAUCACACUUUUUCUUGGUGCCAUGUAUGAUUAGUACCAAAAGAGAAGAGAGCCAACAGAUAAACCAUGACAGAAGCAUUCAUUUGGCUUACAGGUUUAAGGAGGAAGUUGUACCACCUGCUAUUUUGUACAGGUUCAUUGCCACCUUCAUAUCAAUAUGGAAGUUACGCGUCAGUGCUAAAUCCAGUCGUCUGAUGAUCUUUACAGACAGUGCUGAUGUAAGAAUUGACGGGGAGCAUGAUAUGAGAUUUGACAUUCAGGGAAACAGAUUCAUAGUUUCUCUCUCGCACAAAGAAAACAAAAUCUCUAUUGUACCAACAAUUGCAUCUACAGCUCAAGAAUGCCUAACACAUGCUAUCACGAACAUUUCCAAUUUCUAUUUCUCAGUUUCAGAGGAUUCUGCUUGUACUAGAGAUGUGCCGUUUAUCAUUCAGAUUGGUAUAGUUUGUGGGACAGAUCUUUGCUUUUUUGACCAUACACUGUCAUCAAAGGAGGAAUGGACAUGCCCAGAACACAAGACAAGACACAACACAAAUGCUGUGUCAAUAUGGUUUGCAGACAAGUUACAUACAAAAGAUGACAGAUGCCCUGAAGAUUGCCCUGGUAAGAAAUAUCUGAACGAAAGUUUCAAUGAUAAUGGGGAUCUCGGUUAA